AUGCCUCCAAAGAUGCCUCGACUCGACGACUUGCUUGCCCUCCUGGAAGUGUACUUUGCCCCAGAGAUGGGGGUCCUUCCAGGAGGGACGGCGACCAAGGCAGAGCUUGAGGCACAACUUCGUCCUCCUCCCGUCUUCGUCCUCCUCCCAAAUCCCCGCCUCCCACCUCCUGCCGCCGCAUUGGGUGGAUCGGCCGUCGUCUCUCGUCAUCGCCGUCUUGAGCGGCUUUUUUGGGCCUCCCAGACUUCCACCCGCCACGACCUCCCAGAAAAGCGUGAGGUGACACUGCUUCUAUGCACGCCAUUCGACUGCAAACUUCCUGCCCUUCUAGUGCCAAAUUUGCCUACCGACGUCGACUUUGACUUCCCUUCGGCGCCUCCCUGCUAUAACUCGAAGCUAGUCAGCCUUCAACAGGCUUCUCUCCUUUGCUGGCGCUUUCAUUGGCUUCGCCUGACCUUUGAGAUUUCCGCCUCACCGGCUUCUCCUCUCCCCUGCCGACUCUGUCAUCCCUUCGAAGGUGCUGUCUCUGCAACCUUUCCCUUCCCACCACUUGAGCCUACCAGUUUCAUCGAGUGUCGCCACUUUCGCCUCUCCUUUGAGGAUACUCUUUUGCCCUGCUGA
Fusarium fujikuroi IMI 58289 is the source of this 621-nucleotide messenger RNA. RefSeq lists its product as uncharacterized. The coding region runs from base 1 to 621 and encodes 206 amino acids. NCBI's taxonomy places the organism in Eukaryota, Fungi, Ascomycota, Sordariomycetes, Hypocreales, Nectriaceae. The record is from RefSeq and is a predicted model, not a curated record. The transcript has 2 exons.